This is a messenger RNA of Poeciliopsis prolifica (blackstripe livebearer), 4831 nucleotides long. RefSeq names its product glucocorticoid induced 1a (gene glcci1a). NCBI's taxonomy places the organism in Eukaryota, Metazoa, Chordata, Actinopteri, Cyprinodontiformes, Poeciliidae. The record is from RefSeq and is a predicted model, not a curated record. The transcript has 7 exons. Gene Ontology annotation, cellular component: cytoplasm. Gene Ontology annotation, biological process: podocyte development. Bases 1460 to 2227 code for a protein of 255 amino acids.
CUGAUAAAUUCUAUUCCACUUAUAUGGCAAAGCACCAGCAUAAAACUACUUAACAAGGACAGAACCUUAAUCAGAUCCAGAGGAUAGGUAGAAUACCCAAAACUUAUACUUGGUUAAGAAUACCACUACUUCAAUAUAUUUCUACUAUAUGGUAGUAAUAAUGAUGGCAACCUGGCAAUAGAACACCCUCUACUCCAGUGUAUCUGUGCUCAGCUGACUGAACAGCCAGAGAUUUAAGGAAAACUAUCAAAAGCAAAUAAGGUGGAUUAGGAGAGCAGCCAACAACUGCUGGUUCCAUCCAGCACAUGUUACUGUGGAAUAUUGUCUCUGUUCCUAGUUAGUGAGCUGUUAGCAUGUCUUGACUGUCAUGAGACAGUGUCUUCAAUCAGAGGUUUCUUCAGAUUUGUUGCAGAACUGACUGGAAGUGGAGAUCCUUUUCAUCAACAUCUUCCACAGAUGUCAGUUACAAGAACAUUUAAUUUCCCUUUGGGAUAAAAAUACAGUAUUUUUACUUGAACUUAAAAACAAUGUGAUUGAGGUGCAACGUUUUUUAUUUUUUGUUUUUACAUUUAACAAAAAUAGUGAGGAUAUAUGUAGUAUAUUUGAUAUGGUAUGUAACAUUUUGACACUGAAAUACCGAAUGAAACAACUUGUGUCAAACCUGUGGCCAGGUGAUCAUUUCAAUUGUAUGGAUGGAGGUUGAGAUCAUAUUCACACCAACAUGAACAAGAAUUGCUCAAAUUCAUCCUUUAAAAUAUCUAAUUUAGGUUUAAACUGUUAAUGGCACCUGUAGGAGAACCUAAAGAUUAAACUGUUAUUUUGUGCAUCGUUGAACAGGAUCCUGUAAUUGUAUCUUUAUUUUACACUCAAAUUCAUCUGCAACACCUGAAGGUGGAUGGACCUCUCAGCAUCCACAAGCUCAUCCCAGCAGGUGGUACACACGGUGGAACCCUUCCAGCCUCCACACCUCCACAGUGCUACGGUGUCGUAUCAGCUUGUGCUUGGAAAUCAUCACAGCCCAACCUGCCGAGCUCCCUCCUCCUUCCUGAAGCCUUGGACCGACUACAUCCCGUUGCUCGAGUCCCGCCAACCGAAGUGCUAGCGGCUCGGACGGGAGGCUGGAGCUUGCCGCUGGAUGACACGAGCUCCUUACACUUGUCCACGUCCCCGCACAGUGAAAGGAAGAACAUAGCAGCUGGUGUGGAGCUGGUGGUCUUCUCCUCAGAUCAGUGUUGAUGGGACUCUCCUCCCAGGCUGCCAGCUUCAUCACACCAAUGAGCAUCGCUCCUGUUGUUUGAAAGAGACACUUACACAGGAUCAGCAGCUGGAACCCAGGAGACAGGAAGGUGAUCCAGAGGAAGAAGAGCAGCCUUCCUCCCUCAGUGGAAGAACAGCUUCCUUCCUGUCCAGCUGUAAGAGCCACACCUGCACAGCAGCCAGCGACAUUCAGCAGUUUUCCAUGUCGAAGUCGGCACAGAUGCCGCUGUCCAACAUCACGGUGCCAAAGCCCUCCAUCUCCAGGGUGCCCAGCAGCAUGGAGGGCAUCAACCAUGAGCUGGAGAAAGUCUUCAUCAAAGACAACGGAGAGAAGGACGAGCUCAAGUCUCUGGAGGUUCCGGACGGGCGUCGGGCACCCUUCCCUCCCCAGCAGCGGAGCAGCAGUUCUCGCAGCGUGGACACCCAGACUCCUUCAGCUCCUGGGCGGUCCAGCAGCUGCUCCAGCCUGUCUCCUUGUCCCUCACCGGCCUGUCCUCCUGGGUCGCAUGAUGGCAGUCCUUACUCCACAGAGGAUCUGCUGUAUGACCGGGAUAAAGACAGUGGCAGCAGCUCUCCUCUCCCAAAGUUUGCCUCCUCACCUAAACCAAACAACAGCUACAUGUUCAAGCGCGAGCCGCCGGAAGGCUGUGAGAAGAUCAAAGCCUUCGAGGAGAUGAGCUCCCGGCAGCCGGCGGCGGCAGCAGCGGCCCCCCUCUUCUCCUGCCCUGACAAAAACAAGGUCAACUUCAUCCCGACAGGCUCGGCGUUCUGCCCCGUCAAGCUGCCCGGCUCCCUGCAGCCGGCACCCGCCUCGGGCCCGGAGGAGGACGACGGCGACGCCGGGGCCGGCCAGGGUGCCGCCUCGCUCUACGGGACCUCCACUCAGGUUUCCACCAGCACCAGCACAGACGACCCACCGGAGGAGCCGGGGUCCCCGUCAGAGACUACAGACACCCAGACAGACAGCUAGAGCUGGGCGGGGCCUCCAUCACCACCACUGACUGUCCCACCAAGAGGGCCUCGUCUCUCUGUGCUGACCCCCUCCACCCCCUUCCUAUCACUGCAUGACGUACAAUGUCCCUUCAUUUCCACCCAGACAGACGCUCGGAGCCGUGUGCAGGGGGAGCCGCCGGGGGAGGGGCCCCGACCAGGCGUCCCCGGGAACACCCCAGCACCGUGGAGGGGGGGAGGGGCAUGCAUUUUAAACUGGUAGUAGAUUUCUGAUUAAAUUAUGUGUUGUGUUCUGUUUCAACAUUCACAGUAUGAAUAAGCUGUAAUCGUACCCACAGAUAUAUCCAGACACACAUAGCUCUAUGAAAUACAGGGACAGCUUGGAACUGGUUUACUGUGACGGAACGAAGCGGAUCAGUCCGCUGCACUUAAGGGUUCUGUUUGCACUAUCAGCUCACAGGAAGUCCUGACUCCAACAGAACACAAUUAGAGCCUAGACCACAGAAAACUGUUACCAUGCAUCUGGUCGUGGUUUCAGGUGUUUCACAAUCAGAUUUUAUACUCAGGUAAAUUGGAAUGUGUGUCCAUACAAAGUAUCUGCAGCUCCACAAAGCAGAACAAUUUCCUGUCAUGUCAUUCCUAGAUUCUCUCCAUUCCCACACGGAUCGCUCUGGACGUCCCAGGACCCGCUCUGGUCCCAGGACCCGCUCUGGGGGGGCCAGACUGGUUCCCAGUCCGCAGUUGGAGCACUGUAGGGACCACACACACUGUGUGCAGAGGUGUGUGUGCUGAUGAAAGCGUUUCCAUCAGGAUUUGGAAAAUGCAGCAGGGAUGGUUUUUGUGUCUGAGCGGAGCGGACCUCCUGCUGACGGUGGGCUGUCACAUCAAACCCAGACAGUUGGUCCUGCAGGAAUGCAGACUGGAUGUGUAAAUAUACAAACAUUUAUUCUGAUUUAUAGCUUAAUAUUUCGAUCUUUAUAACCUUUUGAGGUGGGUGAGAAUGUCUUAAAGUUGGAUAAAUGAGGAAUUCCCACUUGUAUGUAUGGAAAGCUUUUUUGUCAAGUCGAUCAAGAUUCCACAAAAUGGCCUCUGUGUCUUAACCCGGCAAGCAGCCAUGAGUGUGACAGAGAUCAGAAUCAGACAAGUUUCAGUUACUCAGCAGGUCAAGCAGAAAAAUCAGAUUCAAAAAAAUUGUCAUUAAAUCCAUCAAACAUAAGACCUCCUGCUAUUUUCAAUCUUCUUUCCCUCCUAUUACAGCCCAGACCUUUGAUGAGCAUUUUAAAGUUAGAAACAGAUAAAGUUCAGGGAACUGAGCUGUGAUGUAUAUAUCAGAGAGAAGCUUGCAUUCCUCUGUAUUUAUAUAUAAGAAAACUGCAACACAUUUUUUUCUCUUAAGAUUAAAAAAAAUAUGAAAAACUGUCCAGGAAGAGUCUGAUUAGUUCAUUUCUUUCACUGUGAAUAAAGACAUUAAAUAAAAUUUACAUGGAACUUUUAAUUCCAUGUAAAAUUCCCUUUAUUUACCAUAAUAAAGGGAAAAAGUAAAGCAGAUCAUGUUUGUGCUACUCCCAGUGGGAAUGGUUGAUUUUCCUGGCAGAAAUCAUUUUGAUUUAUUUGUUAUUCUCUUUUAUCCAUUCGUCAUUGUUUCAGACAACAAUACAAAUCAUGAAGAUUUUUGUUUUUAGCAUUUCAUGGAAUUUCAGCAUCAUAUGACAGCAGUCACAGACCGCCUGCUCAUUUCUGUCUGCUUUCAGACCAAGUCAGUCAGGAUCUGUGUUCAAAUCCUUUUGAAGCAAAUAGUUCAGUUAAGAUCUGAGUCACUGCUUGGAACUGAUCCCAAACCAUUCUUUUACCGCUAAGAAAAACUAGGCAUAAUAAAUAAAUGUUUGUACUGAGCAUACCUCCAGCCUUCAUUCUAUUUCCAGAACAAUCCUGAUCCAUGAGUGACAUUCCUGAGAUCUGACCAUCCCAAAUACAGAUGAUUAAUUCCUGAAGUUCCAUCGCCGUGAGAGCGUAACAUAGAGAUGUGAGAGAUGAUUGGCUGCAGAUGCCGCAGCGCCUUCAUCAGAUUAAAGGAACCCGCUGGCCUGCCUCCCUCUCACCGUCCGUCUGUUACCGCCAAGCAACCAAACCCUGUCAGCAUCUUAUUUAUUCUGUACAAGAGUGAAUCAUAACCUGCAUUUAUUUUACUAUCUGGUAUGCUUGUUGCAUUGACGUUCCAUUUCUAUUUUGUAUAUAUGUGGCUUUUGAAGAGGCUCAAUGCAAUGUUGUGGUUUCAGCACCUUACCAAGAGCUUUAGCUUUCCCAGUAUCCCACGUAUGCUUGACAUGGGGAAGCAAGUGUGUGCAAUAAUUUGAGGAAAGAACUAAGAAAGACAGCGGUGUUGUCAUCCAGGAUGUUGCCCGUUCUUUGACAUGUUGCAUUGCUUUGGUGUUGAGUUCGGAGGCUGGAUCAGCAAGUAGCUUGUUGCUAACGCCAUCUCCUCCAAGACCAGCGCUGCAAGUGACCAGAGCACAUCACUGGCAGGCAAGGGUAUUCCUCAAUUCACUACAUGAUACUUCCUUGUGUAACCUGCAGUGUCAAAGUUCAUGCACAAUGGCAAUAAAAUCUUGGUUGUUUUGCCCAA